Molecule: messenger RNA, 3599 nt
Organism: Triticum dicoccoides
Lineage: Eukaryota; Viridiplantae; Streptophyta; Magnoliopsida; Poales; Poaceae
Product: LRR receptor-like serine/threonine-protein kinase
Exons: 2
Coding region: 82-3387 (1101 amino acids)
Biological process (GO): protein phosphorylation
Molecular function (GO): protein kinase activity; protein binding; ATP binding
Source: RefSeq, a predicted model, not a curated record
UCCCACUCUACAACCUCGGCCCUCCCAAUGCCACUACGAUCGUAGGAGGUGCCAAGCCCGGCCUCACUCCACGGCCUACCAAUGUCUCCUCCUCCUCCUCGGUUAGGCCUCGCCGCCGUCGCGACGUCGUGGCUGCUCCUCGCGGCGCUGUGCCUCCCGCCGGGCGCCUACGCCGUGAACGAGCAGGGCGAGGCGCUGCUGCGAUGGAAGCGCUCGCUCACGAACGGCACGGGCGGGGCCGCGCUGGAGACGUGGAGGGACUCGGACGCGAGCCCGUGCCGGUGGUCCGGCGUGGCCUGCGACGCGCGCGGCAACGUCGUCUCGCUGCUCAUCAAGUCGGUCGACCUCGGCGGGCCGGUGCCGGCGCGCGUGCUGCGCCCGCUCGCGCCGUCGCUCGAGACGCUGGUGCUCUCCGGUGCCAACCUCACGGGCGUCAUCCCCGGGGAGCUCGGGGCGUACGCCGCGCUGACCACCGUCGACCUCAGCGGGAACGGCCUCUCCGGCGCGGUGCCGGCCGAGCUCUGCCGGCUCGGCAAGCUCCGGUCGCUCGCGCUCCACGGCAACUCGCUGCAGGGCGCCAUCCCCGACGACAUUGGCAACCUCACCGCCCUGACGUCGCUCACGCUCUACGACAAUGAUCUUAGUGGCGCCAUCCCGGCGAGCAUCGGGAAGUUGAAGAAGCUGCUGGUGCUGCGCGCCGGCGGCAACCCGGCGUUGAAGGGCCCGCUGCCGGCGGAGAUCGGCGGGUGCACCGACCUCACCAUGCUCGGCCUCGCCGAGACCGGCAUGUCUGGAAACCUCCCGGACACCAUCGGGCAGCUCAAGAAGCUCCAGACCCUCGCCAUCUACACCGCCAUGCUCGCCGGCCCGAUCCCGGCGAGCAUCGGCAACUGCACCGAGCUCACUAGCCUCUAUCUCUACCAGAAUUCCCUCUCCGGUCCGGUGCCGCCGCAGCUCGGCCAGCUGCGCAAGCUGCAGACGGUGCUCCUGUGGCAGAACCAGCUCGUCGGCACCAUACCCCCGGUGAUCGGCAACUGCAAGGAGCUCCUGCUCAUUGACCUCUCGCUCAACAUGCUCACGGGCCCCAUCCCGAGGAGCUUCGGCGGGCUGUCCAAGCUGCAGCAGCUGCAGCUCAGCACCAACAAGCUCACCGGCGUCAUCCCGCCGGAGCUCUCCAACUGCACGUCGCUCACCGACGUCGAGGUGGACAACAACGAGCUGUCGGGAGCGAUCGACGUCGACUUCCCGAGGCUGCGCAACCUCACGCUGUUCUACGCGUGGCAGAACCGGCUCACCGGCGGCGUGCCGGCGAGCCUGGCCCAGUGCGAGGGCUUGCAGUCGCUGGACCUCUCCUACAACAACCUCACCGGCCCCGUCCCGAGGGAGCUCUUCGCGCUCCAGAAUUUGACCAAGCUGCUGCUCCUCAGCAACGAGCUCUCCGGCUUCAUACCGCCGGAGAUCGGCAACUGCACCAAUCUCUACCGCCUCCGGCUCAACGGCAACCGGCUGUCGGGAGCCAUACCCGCGGAGAUCGGCAACCUAAAGAACCUCAAUUUCCUCGACCUGGGAAGCAACCGCCUCGUCGGCCCACUGCCGGCGGCCAUGUCGGGGUGCGACAACCUCGAGUUCGUCGACCUGCACUCCAAUUCCCUCUCCGGCCCACUGCCGGACGAGCUGCCGCGCAGUCUCCAGUUCGUCGACAUCUCCGACAACCGGCUCACCGGGCUGUUGGGGCCCGGCAUCGGCAGGCUGCCUGAGCUGACGAAGCUUAGCCUCGGGAAGAACCGGAUCUCCGGCGGCAUCCCGCCGGAGCUCGGUUCUUGCGAGAAGCUGCAGCUGUUGGACCUCGGCGACAACGCUCUCUCCGGCGGAAUCCCGCCGGAGCUCAGCAUGCUGCCUUUCUUGGAGAUUUCGCUUAACCUCAGCUGCAACCGCCUCUCCGGGGAGAUACCGUCGCAAUUCGGCACCCUCGACAAGCUCGGCUGCCUUGACCUGUCUUACAACCAGCUCUCCGGCAGUCUUGCGCCUCUAGCAAGGCUGGAGAACCUCGUCACGCUGAAUAUCUCGUACAACAGCUUCUCCGGCGAGCUCCCGGACACGCCCUUCUUUCAGAAGAUCCCGCUCAGCAACAUCGCCGGCAAUCACCUGCUCGUCGUCGGCGCUGGCGCCGACGAGACCUCCCGUCGCGCGGCCAUCUCGGCGUUGAAGCUCGCCAUGACGAUUCUCGUGGCGGUGAGCGCGUUCCUCCUCGUGACCGCCACGUACGUCCUCGCCCGCUCCCGCCGCCGGAACGGCGGUGCCAUGCACGGCAACGCCGCGGAGGCGUGGGAGGUGACCCUGUACCAGAAGCUCGAGUUCUCGGUGGACGACGUGGUGCGCGGCCUUUCGUCGGCGAACGUGAUCGGCACGGGGAGCUCGGGCGUGGUGUACCGGGUGGAGCUGCCCAACGGCGAGCCGCUGGCCGUGAAGAAGAUGUGGUCCUCCGACGAGGCCGGCGCGUUCCGCAACGAGAUCUCGGCGCUGGGGUCCAUCCGGCACCGCAACAUCGUGAGGCUGCUCGGGUGGGGCGCGAACCGGAGCACCAAGCUGCUCUUCUACACCUACCUCCCGAACGGCAGCCUGAGCGGCUUCCUCCACCGCGGCAGCGUCAAGGGCGCCGCCGACUGGGCCCCCCGGUACGAGGUGGCGCUCGGCGUCGCGCACGCCGUGGCUUACCUCCACCACGACUGCCUGCCGGCCAUCCUGCACGGUGACAUCAAGGCCAUGAACGUCCUGCUCGGCCCGGCCAACGAGCCGUACCUCGCCGACUUCGGCCUGGCCCGCGUCCUCUCCGGCGUGGUCGAGCCCGGCAGCUCCGCCAAGCUGGACACGUCCAGGCCGCGCAUCGCCGGAUCAUACGGCUACAUCGCGCCAGAGUACGCGUCCAUGCAGAGGAUCACGGAGAAGAGCGACGUGUACAGCUUCGGGGUGGUGGUGCUGGAGAUCCUGACGGGGCGGCACCCGCUGGACCCGACGCUGCCCGGCGGGACGCACCUGGUGCAGUGGGUGCGGGAGCACAUGCAGGCGAAGCGGGGGGUGGCGGAGCUCCUCGACCCGCGGCUGCGCGGGAAGCAGGAGGCGCAGGUGCAGGAGAUGCUGCAGGUCUUCGCAGUGGCCAUGCUCUGCAUCAGCCACCGCGCCGCCGACCGGCCGGCGAUGAAGGACGUCGUCGCGCUGCUCAAGGAGGUCAGGCGGCCGCCCGAGAGCGCCGCCGACGAGGGCAAGGAGCAGCCGCGCGGUGCCCCGGCGCCUUGUCCGGCUGGCCAGCAGCGGUCGCCGGCCCGGAGCGCGCUGCCGAUGGGCGGCUCUUCAAACUGCUCGUUUGCCAUGUCUGAUUACUCCAGCUGAGCUGCUUGAUGCCGUUGCGAGAUAGCAGCAGCCUUAGCGGGAAGGAAACUUUGUGUAGAAAUUUUGGACACAUAUCAAGCAAGAUCAGUAAAUUUGUAGGUAAUUAUUUCCUGAAAAUUACUUUAAGGUUGUAUAUUAUGAUUAUUCAGAUGUAUUGUUCUUGUGUAAACUAACGGAAAUAAAUUAACAGACAUGGGUGAGCAGUUGAGUUA